Misgurnus anguillicaudatus (oriental weatherfish) is the source of this 4682-nucleotide messenger RNA. RefSeq names its product zinc finger, CCHC domain containing 24 (gene zcchc24). The record is from RefSeq and is a predicted model, not a curated record. Lineage: Eukaryota; Metazoa; Chordata; Actinopteri; Cypriniformes; Cobitidae. Gene Ontology annotation, molecular function: nucleic acid binding; zinc ion binding.
AAUGAGUUCCUUGCUGUUACAGUGCAAAUAAAGCGAGAUAACGGGCCGAGGAUAGCGGGCUAAAACUUUUUAUUCUGACAUGUUGAAGCAAUGACUUUUGUGUAAGUAUAAACCUGGGACAGGGAUCCCAGCGGAUGAAUAGGGUCUGUGCUGGAAGAAGAGAGAGAAGUGCUCAUUUUUGGGUGUGGAGAACCGGACGGCGCAUUCACAGUAGAUUCAGAACAAGUUUGCCUUUCCCAAAAGUAACAGUGGAAGAGUAAAAGUUGCAACAUGAGCUUGUUGUCUGCAAUAGACACCAGUACAUCGGUGUACCAGCCUGCACAGCUUCUCAACUGGGUUUACCUUUCUUUACAAGACACACAUCAGACGAGUGCCUUCGAUGCUUUCCGACCCGAGCCCAACUCGUCCCAUCCGGAUCUGAACUACACCAAAACCCCUGCCAGUGAACUGAGCUCCUCUCUCAACUCCAACUAUCUCAACAAUCUCUUUCAGCUGCAGAGGAAUGAGGCCCUGAAUAAUGGUUUAUACAAAAGCGUGUCCCCAUAUGGCUCUCUCAACAACAUAGUGGACGGGCUGAACUCUUUAACGGACCACUUCUCUGACCUCUCCCUCUCCUCUGAGCAACGCAAGCCCAGCAAGAGACCUCCACCAAACUACCUGUGCCAUCUCUGCUUCAACAAGGGACAUUAUAUCAAAGACUGCCCUCAGGCCAGACCCAAAGGCGAAGGAUUGACUCCAUAUCAAGGAAAGAAGAGGUGCUUUGGUGAAUACAAAUGCCCUAAAUGCAAGAGGAAGUGGAUGAGUGGAAACUCCUGGGCCAACAUGGGACAAGAAUGCAUCAAAUGCCAUAUCAAUGUUUAUCCCCAUAAACAGCGUCCCUUAGAGAAACCCGAUGGCCUGGACGUUUCUGAUCAGAGCAAGGAGCACCCACAACAUCUGUGCGAGAAGUGCAAAGUCCUGGGCUACUACUGCCGUCGCGUGCAAUAAGGAGGUUUCCUGACGUCCCCGUCGUCUUAUUUCUUCCCCCCUUCUUCCCUUUUCGCUUAGCCUACCCAAGCACUCCGAGAAAAAGUGAAAAGUGCCAAAAUAAUGUAAAUAUGUUUAGCUAUAGUAACGGCUUUGUGUAUCAGCAGCAUGCAUUGCAUUUAUCGUUUAUAUGUGUAUAAUGGACAAUUGAAUAUGUUUGGAAGAGUUGUCACUGACAGUAUUUGUAUCCGUACCGGGCGCAGUGGAUUACCUCACCGUUGCGUCCUCAGAUCGUGUGUGUUUACAGACUUUCCCUUCAUUCUCCUUGCUGAGUGAACUUAUGAGGACGUGUAGCGCCAUGUUAAUUCACUCAGACAAGGGCCCGUGUGCCUUUUACAGAGCUUUGGGUCAAUAGCACAUCAUAUUAACUGUGAAUUAACAGAGGGAUAAUGGACUUUCCAUCCCUAGCUUUUGUGUCACAUAUUUAUUUAUGUUUGUAUACCGUAUCGUAGUGCAAUUCAAUUUACUAAACUGGGAUAAUCUGUGUUUAUAUACAGACAGAUAUUGUCUAACCCCACCUCUUGCCAUUAGAAACUACUGUAGAAUAGAAUUGUCUAAUGCUUGCGUCAGGUAGUUUUUUUCGAUGCUAGAUAGUCGGCUCAUCAAGUUGUUGGCAACUAUGCAAAACUCAUGACAGCUUACGCAGAUUCAUCAAUUCCUAUUGUCUGUACGUUUUAUGAAGUGUGUGGAUGAUCAAAACAAAGCCAUGGCUAGCCGAUUUGUAAAACUGAGCAGAACUACCAUCACCGUCCUUUGAAAUGUGAUCGCGCACGUUGUAAAUUGUUGCCAGAGAACUGCUUUGAUUGUCUUAGGAACCCAGGUAAAGCUCAGUUUUUUAGUACAGGGUCAAACUGAGCUUUUUGGUCCAUAUGCAACCGAUUAAAACCGGUCAUAAAUCGUUCCUUAACAUGACACCUGUUGCCUCAGGAUGAAGAGUGUGUUUGAAUAACACAUGAUGAACCAUGCCUCCUUUAUGAAACUCUAUAUUCAGGCCUCACUAUAUUAUAAGCAAACAUUCAUUUAAAAAAAUUCACAAUCUUUAAUUUGACACGAGACCCUUGCACUAAAAUUUCUCCUGUUUACACGUUUCAGAAAUGAAAUUCACUUCGAACGCCUUUUUGGCAUUGUAUAUGUUUUUAAAGCAUUGCCUAACCCGACACGAGUGUAUGUUUAUACAGUACAUUAGUUGCGUAACUCACAAGACGAUUUACACCCUGUUGAAACUGUGAUUUUUUUUAAAGCAUUUUCUAUCUGGGUGGGCAAUGUAUAUUUGUAAAGGGAAAGAUGGUAAAGUAAGUAAUUUUGAAGAGUCUAUGGAGAUGACACUUUGGGUACAUUUAUUUGUUUUGGAGAGCACUGAAAGCGAUGGAAACAAUUGAAUGAAGGAAUAGGAUAAAACAGCUCAUCUAGGUGUUGUUUACCUCUUGUUAUGGCUUACGUGAAGUACUAAAACCCAGGAUCAUCUAAUAUUAAUGUUCAGAUGGUAAAUCGAGCGAUCUUUUUUAUGAAUACACUAGAUGUACAUAUAAAAACACAUUUACAUGGUAAAUACAAUGUGUAUAAUUGUUUACUUAACUUUGGAGUCCACAUAUUUUGUGUUGUCGGAAUAUUAGUUAUUAAUCUGAAGGGAAUGUCUUUAGUGCCUUAGUUGAGUAACUCGGUCUAGUUUUUAGUUGCAGAUGUCACGUUUGAUACUGUGGAAGCGAAUGGUGGGAUGCUUAAAAUAAUAAACAGCUCAUUUUUGGUUUUGUUGAUGGUAAAUUUAGUGAAACAAUCAUCCAGGGAGUCGAUCAUUAGAUUUCAGUUUUGAAAAAACAAGGAAAAGUUGCUUCUUUGAAGGUCAUUAUUGUUUCUCAGAGCCUGUAUUUCUCGGUAACUGUAUUUAUCACAAUGUUCUGGCAUUGCUAAUGGCUCCGCUGUGUGUACGUUCCUAUGCGCCAACGUUUACUUCAAGCCUCAUUUCAGCUGGAAUGAGUAAUUCUGCUUUUUGAUAAACACCGUAAUGAAUGGCGUAAUGAAAAUAAGCAUAGAAAUGAACGAUUGCUGUGGAUUUAUCACAAUCCUUUACGCUUAAUGGUUUCAUUGCAUCAUCGGGAUCAAUUUAAUUCAUCGUCAGUUCUGUAAACCUGAGAGCACCACUAUAGCAAGGCUUCAUUAUAAAACUUAAAUAGUUCAUAGUUGCGUUGCACUAAAUACAAGACUGAUCUCUGAAUUUCCUCAUUGGCUUUAAUGAAACAGGCCUGAGUUUUGUAAAUGUUGAAUACAGAUACACGAAUGGAAUAUUUGUUGCGAGCUUUCUGUGACGUUUUAGUUUUCUAUCAUUUCGUCUCUGCUUUAUUGAACGAAAGACAGAGCUUGUGGUAUUAAGAGUGUAGAUGCAUUUAAAACUAAAGCUUUUUGCGCAUGUGUUUUUGUCUUGAAAUACAUAUACUUGACUUUUAUAGCUCACUUUCAGUAUAAACGUGUUAUUUUCUAUUAAAGGUAUGUGUAUUUUGGAAACAAUAUAGAGAUUUUGGAGCAAUAUGAUAUCCAAGUUUUUCCCUUAAGAGAGAUACAAGUGUGUUUUGUGUAUAUAUUCGAUGUUCCAUCAUUAUCAAAAUGUUAUGAUGCAAUAUUAAAACAUUGUAUGUGAAAAAGGGCAAAAUUGCUGAGAUGCAAAAGAGCUGGGAUUUUUUUCCUUUGAUGUUUUACAGUAAUCUUUGGUUAUAUCCUAUACAGAAAUAUUUAUGGAAGGAUUUUUGAUUUUCUUUUUUAACAAUUUAAUUCUUUUGUAUAAAAUAUGCAACGAAAGCUACUCUAUGAAGAAAAUAUUGAUGAUGACUACAUAGAAUAUUAUUCAAAGGUUGGUACAUAUUAUGCCCUUACAAGCCAUUUUAUUUGUGUUUGUUAUUCUAGAUGUUAUAUACUGUAGAUCUAUAGUAACCUUACCCGUUACAUGUGCUUAAACAUGUUUGGGAUCUUUGUGUGUCUGCUAUACAGCAUGAAUGUUUUGAUUUGCAGUUAUAGGAAACACUUUGUUUAAACAUUAUGUAUAUGCAAAACAGUGACAAAAGAUGUGACUAACACCAGUGAUUGGCCAUAACACUGAAUUUCGAAAUCUUUUACAUGUAUUAAAUAUUACAUGAAACUGUGAGCUUUAGUUUGUCACGUCUCCAGUUACUACCAAGAGAUCUUUAUCUUCAUAUGUCAAAAUUGAAAAAUUUGGAGAAAUCUAGUUUUCAAAGAAGUAUCUGGGACUGAAGUUUGCAUGUGCAUGUUUUUUUAAUGAUUCAAGAACUAUCAUCUGUGCAAUGUAUUCUUAUUUAAUAUAAAGACAUGUUUAGUUCCUGGUAAGAUAUUGUAGAAUACACCUAAUUGUUAGUGCCUCUAUUCACUGCUAGUAUUUGCAGUAUCAUUAUUAAAUGUACUGAAUGUACUGAUUUAACUCUCAUGUGACAAACUCAUGUUUGUAAAGUCUGUAAAAUAUUUGUCAUCCUAUUGAUCAUAUUGGAUUGGACAGAGUAACAAAGAUUUGAAGGAAAGUAAGAUGAGCUCAAAUCUGUUGUUCAGUGUCCAUGAAACGGCAUUCCGAUAUGUGCCUUAUUUGUUAGUUAUAGGAAAACUGAAGACUUUGUGCCUUUAGAAGUUUGUUCAAUAAAAAAAAAUGACUAAAUUAA